AUGAAGAUUUCCGAGGUCCUCCUCACAGCUGCCUUGGGUUUUUUAGGGGCCACUGCAAGCAGCAGCUGGUUUCCAGGUUCCAAAGCAGUAUAUAACAAAUGGCACCAGACGGAACUUGAGCGUUGGCUGUCUGACAAUGAUAUUCCCUAUCCAAAGGCAUCAGACCGAAAAGACUUGGAGACGCUAGUUCAAAAACACUGGAACAACGUCAUUGUGCAACCAUAUCAAAGCUGGGAUGCUGCCCGACUGAGCACCUACUUGCGCGAAAGGGGACAAGACCUUCAUGCGGCUGCCGAGGAAUCCAAGGACAGCCUCAUUUCGCAAGUCAAAGUGAACUGGUACGAAUCCGAGGAGGUCGCGCGACAGGCGUGGGCCAACACCAAAGAAUGGAUUCUAGAUAGCUGGUCGGAGAGUCAACUGAAAGCGUUUUGCGACGAGCAUGGUAUUCCAGUGCCGCAACCACGUCACAGGGAUACUCUUCUGCAAAAAGCUCGGCUUGGGUAUGAGACGGUGGCCAAGAAGAUGGGCGAAACGGCCGCAUACCCUGGUGACUGGCUCUACGGAGCCUGGAGCGAAUCCGAUUUCAAGGCAUGGCUUGAUAAAUACGGCAUUCCGGCUCCCCAGCCCUCAACUCGCGACAAACUUGUUGCUGCCGUCCGCCGAAAUUCUAGGCUGGCAUACUUAAAAGCCCAGCAGGAGGCUGCGAGUGCAAGUGCAAGCGCACGAGCAGCGUACGCCACCCUGACAGACAUGAUAAUCGAUGCCUGGGGUGAAUCUCAACUGAAGGAAUUUUGCGACAAGAAUAACAUCCCCGUUCCGCAAGGCACGAAAGAGAACGAGCUCCGUGCCUUGGUUCGCAAGCACCGAGCCGAUAUUUUAGGGGACAAUGUUCGAGCAAAGGCGAGCUCCCAGUUCGGAGCUGCCACUUCUAAUGCGCGAAACGAGUAUGCCCGAGCCACUGACAGUGCCUCUCUCGCGGCCGCGGACGCCUUUAACCAAGCAACGGCCAAGUGGUCGGAAAGUCGCCUGAAGGCGUAUUUGGAUGCUCGUGGGGUCCCGGUGCCUCAGACUUCUGACGUAGAUCAUUUACGAGCUCUUGUUCGAAAGCAUGCCCACAAAGCGGCAUCGGGCUGGCAGGCAUGGUCAUUCGACGACUUCAGUUUCGCAAACCUAAAGCAAUAUCUGGCGGAGAAUGGUGACGCUGUCGCCAAACGGGCUGCCCAGAAGAAAGAUGCUACGCGGGAAGAGCUUAUCAGCGCUGCGGCUUCUGCUUAUUCAUCGGCCUCGUCAGCUGGCGGAAGUCGGUUUGCCUCGGUUACCAGCUACCUCUCCUCGGCUACCGCGUCCGUUGAGAAGGCCGCUUUCGACUCUUGGACUCGCUCAGAGCUGAAGGCAUACCUAGACAGCUGUGGUGUCCCGGUGCCACAAGGCUCCGGGUUGGAAGAGCUUAAGGCAUUGGCUCGUCAACAGUCAACGUAUUUCAAGUUUGGUACGUCGUCGCCGUCCGGUACUGUAUUCGCAAAAAUAGGAGAUGCUGCAGCGCAAGCGUGGAAAUGGACACUGGACCAGCUUAGAUUAGGGAGCGAAGCAGCACAGGAAAAGGUACAGGACGCGAAAGGAGAAUUGUAA
Metarhizium album ARSEF 1941 is the source of this 1629-nucleotide messenger RNA. RefSeq names its product Stress-responsive protein Ish1. Bases 1 to 1629 code for a protein of 542 amino acids. The transcript is spliced from 3 exons. The record is from RefSeq and is a predicted model, not a curated record. Lineage: Eukaryota; Fungi; Ascomycota; Sordariomycetes; Hypocreales; Clavicipitaceae.